AAUCCAAUCCAGUUUUGUAGUCUGUGAUGGUUUUCAUCUGGCUGUUACGGGAUUUGUUUGCGAGAAUUUCACCCGUGAUUUUGUGAUCAUUGUUGUAUUAUUUAUCAUGGUAACAUCGUAAUAUUGUGAACUGGAUAUCCAGGCUCGUCGAGAUCGUGGCUGUGAUAAACUAAAUUUUCCCAUGAUCGGAGUAAAAUUGCAUCAGUUGACAACCGCAGGUCUUCGACGUCAACUAUUAUGAAUCAACUCUCCUUCCCUGCCAUUUUUACCUUCCGUCGCCUUGCCUUCCCUAAUUCCAACUCAACUGAGCAGAUUAUGUUGUAGGUAUCAAUCAAGCAGCAUAUGUUUACGCGUACAUAUAUGCCCGUAUAUGUAUGUGUAACAUAUAUGUGACGUACAAUCAAAUAUUUACGCAGCUCUCUUUUUCACCGUAAGUCCUCUCUUAAGUCUUGAUGUUCAGUUGACAUCGCAGCUGCUUUGUUAUUUCACUCCUGCCGAGGAGUUCAGAUUUUAGAGUGUGCUGUUUUUCUCGUUAAUUAAGAGAAGUACCUGAUUCCAGUUUUUGUUUUCCGUUUUUAGGCUGUUUUCAUUUUCAGAUGUUUAAGGCUUGAGCUCCAAGUUCAAAACUUAGUCGUUACUUUAGGUCCUUUUUAAUUUUAACGAUCUGCCGUCUCGUAGCCUCCUUUCUCCUCCUGAAACCAAUCCUUUUGCCUUGAUCCCACAUCCUGUCCCGAGUACCGUGUGGCGGGAUGACCGAAAAUACCUCUGUGGAGAAAUGGGUCUGCGAAUAUUGUACUUACGAAAACUACCCGUCAUCUUUAAAAUGUACCAUGUGCCGUGGCUCCAAGCCACUUCUUAACGAGGAUAUCUUUAGACUUCAGGAUGAUACAUCACCAGCUGAGCAAUGCCUUGCUUCAGGGCCAUCGGAAAUUAAAAGUGACAGCCUGGAGAAUGAUAAAAAUUCAAGCUGUGGGAUAGGCGCUUGCAAAGUCACACGGUCACCAACUGUGACUGCAUCAAACAUCCAUGAACACUUCUCGCCACUGCGAAUUGAAUCCCUGGAACGCAGCACCGGUGCCUCCGCUGUUGAUCAAAAGUCGCUCGGCUCCAAAUCCAAGUGGAACUGUCAAUCCUGUACUUACGAGAACUGGCCGAAAGCCACUAAGUGUGUUAUGUGUGGCCAUACGGCAACCAGAAUUUCACCUGUUCCUUCAUCAUUCAAGGAUACUCACAUCCUCUCGCCCGAGUGGGACUUUGCCUCCGCUCACGGUGCUGCAAAUAUUGAGGAGUCUUUUCUGCCGUAUAAAAAACCAAGUUCCCAUCGUCUUGAUGACUUGAGUGACCUUUCACCUAGCAACACGAAUAAUGCAGAAUUGGACAGGCUUCGCCGAACACAAUGCAACCGUAAGCGUAACCCUGACUGGAACUGGCUGAACGCGUGUGUGGGCAUUGUUCAAGGUGAUGCAAAUGCUGUUGAAACUUAUCUGUCCUCUGGAGGAGAUCCUACACGCCAGCUGACGCAGAUGGAAUGCGCGUAUCUCAAUCGCCCAUCCGCGUUUGAUGUGGGGUAUACAUUAGUGCAUCUUGCCAUCAGAUUCCACCGAGAAGAUAUGUUGGCAACAAUCUUGUCGUACAUUGAGGGCUCAGGCUCAGGGGUAAAACGUGUUCCUUCCUAUGUCGCUCCAGAUCUAGCAUCAGAUAUUCGGCGUCAUGUUGCGUCCACCAUCAAACAACAGCGCAAAGCUUCCUUUCCUUGUCCCUUCGUUACCGAGCUUACUACUUUUACUCUUCCUGCCGAAAUCGAAGAUCUGCCAAUGAUAAUUCAAGAACAACUUUUUGAAGAACUUCUGGACAAAGAUGCUCAGCAGCAAUUGGAGGCUGAUCCGCCUGUGAUCAAUUGGUCUUUAGAGGUCACUGCACAUCUGGGCUCACGGCUCUAUGCGCUCUGGAACCGGUCAGCAGGCGACUGUCUUCUGGACUCAUUGAUGCAAGCCACUUGGGGCGUGUUCGAUAGGGAUAAUAUCCUCCGCAGAGCUCUUGCGGAUCUUUUGAACAAUGGCAGUCAUGUAUUUUACCCCUAUUGGAAAGAGUACGAGGCAUCUCAAGCUCGUUUGCUUCAUUUCUCGCUAGAAGAAGGCCAGUGGGAAGAAGAGUGGGCAAGCCUCGUGUCGUUGGCAAGUCAGCCUGGUGCUAGUUUAGAACAGUUACAUAUUUUCGCGCUGGCUCACAUCUUGAGGCGGCCAAUCAUAGUCUACGGUGUGAAAUACGUCAAGAGUUAUAGAGGAGAACCUAUCGGUUUUGCUCGUUUUGAAGGUGUUUACUUGCCGCUGCUGUGGGAGCCAAGUUUCUGCGUCCGUUCACCGUUGUCCCUAGGCUACACACGCGGGCACUUUUCUGCUUUAGUCACAAUAGAACCUUAUUCAACAAAUUCAAUUAGUAAUCAAAAUCCUGAUAGUACUGAUAAUUCUUUACAAGUAGCGUUCCUGCCGUUAAUGGAUCACCAGCGCAAGCUGUUACCCGUGCAUUUUGUCAUGCCAUCAGAGACUGGCCGAGAAGAGAACUUAUUACGCCAGUGGCUAGAUGUUUGCGUUACGGAUAGUGGCCUCCUAGUUGCUCAACAAAAAUUGUACAAACGGCCUUUAUUAGUUGCUCAAAUGCUCGAAGAAUGGUUAAAUCAUUACAGGAGACUAGCGCAAAUGUCAAACGCGCCAUUUGUGAGACCAAUUCCAGUGCAAGACUAUUCUAGCGACGGCGACUCAGAUGAUGAAUGACUGCUUGGGGUUUGAGUCCAAUCGCAGUUGUAGCCUCAUCUCUCGGAACACCUCGUUGCAGCGAAAUUAGAAUUUUGGCUGUUUUAUUAUCGCUUGUUUCUCACUCGCACCCUAAGAACCAAGUCAAAGCGCAAUAAAAUCUGAACCAAGUUUGUUGAGGAAAAAGUAGGUACCGUAGAUCAGUCCUAAACAGCAUUGUAUUAGGAAACAAGUUUCAUGCAACAUUUUUAAUGAAGUCAGAGUAUUUAUUCCCAAAAUUGUAAUGUAUGUGAAGUAAAGAUUAAAGUCAGGUCUCCAAGAUUUUUCAUUGUUUAACCAUUCUAAACAUUUAUCCAGUGAGAUUUACAGCUCUUGAGCCGUUUAAAAAAUUCAAUAUUGACAGAGUCUUCAUUCCGAUCAAAUUUUUACAUAAGAUUUAAGGACUUUUUGCAAUCAAGCUAUAAUUUACCGUCCUGCUUUGUACUACCUUUUUUUUUGCGUAGCUCCAGUUGUCAUCACAACGCCACAGCGUGGAUGAAAAAACACCGCAAGACUCACCAUUAGUUUGUUUAGUCACACAUGGCUCAUGAUAAAUUUAGAGCUCUAUGUUAAUCAAUAAAAUCAGAAAGAUCGUAACAUGAUUAGUCCCAAAGAUAAAGAACGAAGGAUUUGGGCGCAUUGACGUUGACAAUGCAGGUUUGCUCACACUUCAUGUGUAAUUAUUGUGAUUUCAAUUCCAAGGUUUUUACAGAGUUUUUGUAUGGCGUUCAAAAUAUUUUGCCAGUUUUAUUUACUUUGUUUCGAACUUAUAAAUGUUUUAUUGCGCUUGGACUCAUUCUUGGAUAAUAAAUAUUUCUUCCCCUCCUCUGCGGAAUAAGUGCUACGUAGUAUCUCAUUGUCAUUAGAUUGUCACAAGUACCUUGAAUUUUACGAACAUUGAUCCACACUGGCUGUAUCACCAGUAAUUUUUUUAAUUUUUGAUGCAGUCUCCAAAUCUCUUUUUUUCGGGCCGGACUUCUUUUCCUUGCCUGUCUCGAGCUAAUUUUUGUUGUUUUUGUGUCUUUUUUGUUUAUAUUUUUUUUCUUUCUUUCCAAAAUGUUACCCCACCAAAUUAAAAGAAAGUUAGUUUUCGACUUGUGUAUUCUUAAUGUGUAUUUCUGAUUUUUGGUUUCAUUCUUUUUUCGUAUUUCUGCCCAAUUUCGGGGACAAUUUCUUGGACUUAGCUUGGAUGCUGGGAGAUUUGCCGUGCAAAAUCAAAAUUCUGUGCUCUAAUAAAUUCUGUAAGUUAAGCUUGUCAUAGGCUGAAAUUCUUGCCUUACGUUUUAUAGUACGUUCAAUUAUCAUUUAUAGUCGCCGAACCGAAUUCUCCGUUGCAGCAAAAUAGUGUAUUUGCUCUUGCCCCCAAUCCUCGUAGCAUGCAGUUAAAAUUUUCUUGAAAUCCUUGAUGUUAAGUAAGAAACAGUUUGUUUCAAAGUUUAGUGUCUUUUUUUUUCUAUUUUUUCUCAACUUUUUGAACUACACAUAAUGAUUGUUUUCAAUUCAGUCUCUUACUUCAAUCAUGUUUUUCUUUUCUCACUGUACAUUUUGGCUCUCACCAAAUUGAACACUUUUUAAUUUUAUGAUGUAGCUCAGAAAUACAAAAUUGAGGUAUGAAUUUUCAAAAUAUUUGUCCGUUUAAACUUAACAUAUAUUCAAAAUAUUUAUGAUCCCAUUGUGAGGAAUGUAAAAUUUGGUUCUUUCUCUCCUUUUUUUGUUGUUGACAUUUUGAAGACUAACUAUUACAAGGAAUCAAUUUAGUUUGAGCAAUACUGAAAUAAAUGUUUCAAAUGAUACGGAAAUUAAUUACCUAGCGGGUGAGUUUGUUAUUUUAUGUAUGAAGCAGGGUUGCCACAGUUAGAAAAUACUGAGAAAACGAGGAUAUGUCAGGAAAUUUUAUAGUCAGGGAAAAUGAUGAAAGUGUCAAGGAAAAGUUUUUAGAUUACCUUCAUUCGCUUUCUAGAAUCGGUUCAACGUUUCUAACUCAACAAAGUUUGGGUGAUAACUGUUUCAAAUUGUGUCUCUUAAAUAUCCGGCACAUCCUCAAUCGUCUGAAAAUUCUACCAAAAUGUGUCAGGGAAUUUCAUUUUCUAAGCUCUGCAGCAACCCUGAAUCGAGACAAGCUGAAAUCCAUUUCCUCUCUCUUUCAGAUCAAUCAAAUUAUCCUUCUGGUUAACAUUUGUUCCAGACUGUUUCCAUUUUGCCGCCCCUCAUCUUAUUAUUUACCUUAUCAUGAAGUAAAAUUCUGUUUUGUUAAUUGUAAAUAAUGUUUCAGGAACAUUAGAAGUUUUGAAUUUCCGGGUAUUGUAAUCUUUUAAGGGGAAUAUACUUACCCAUCCUGUUGUGAUGGCGAGGAGAGCAGUAAGUACAUUUCUGUACGAGCCUUGGUAAGCACAUGCUUUUAUGUAUCUUGAGGUUCAUCCCAGCAUGCACUUACUACUCUCUUCGCUAUGACGGCAGCUUCGUCUCAAAGAAUCAAGGGUCUAAUAAAUUUCCUUAUCAUAAGGAAUCUCACAUGUGUAGGUUUGCACCAUUAUUUGCAUCAGGGAUCAAAGCUGUUUUAGAUAAAACUUUAAGUGGCUGAUCUUUCUCUGAGGGAAAAUUUUUCCAUGAAUCAAAGCUUUGCUCGAGAGACCAAUUCUAAUGUUAGACUCUGCAAGCUCUCUACGAAUACUUUUGGUAAUUUAGUAACCGUUUUAAAUGAAUCUAAAAUUGCAAGUAAAUAGUAGGGUUUGAUUCAAUUUUGAGGCUGUGAAAUGUGAAAGGCCAUUAUUCUCUCGAUUAGCGCAGUACAAAGGUAUCAUUUAAGAGGGCUGAGGCGAACAACUGUGACCCCUCCCCCUCUGAUUUGCUAGAUGGACUUUUUUCUCGUAAUUUUAAUUAUCGCAUCGCAGCUAAUGUUUUCUGGAGUUCCAUCUUCCCAAACAAUACUUGCCACGAAAAUUUCUUUUUAAAUAUUCUAUCCUUAAAGUAAAGAUCCAAAUUUGAUCGUAAUAUCUACCAGCCCUUCAAGAGUUUGAUAAAUUUCAUAGAGAUUGUGUUCCACAACAUUAAAAUUCGAAAUUGCUUCUCUGAACAUGUACUCGUUUGUUAGGAGUUCGUUUUCUUAACUUGCUCAGAACAUUUUAUCUAAUCUGUCAUAAUGCUUGUUCACUCAUUAGAAUUAUUAAGAAGAAUUUUAUGCUUUAGUCUUUAAUUUCCGGCAAAUGAAUCUUUUAUUUAAAUAUGAUUCUACAUUCUUCCCGAGUUACUAGCGUGAAACCAGAGCAAUUUUAUAUCAAAAGAACUGUUACAUCAAUGCAAAAGAGGUCUUCAGAAAGAUGAUUCACAUCCAAUUAUCAAAAACAGCCCUAGCAUUUCAUGAGAAAAAUUUAAUAAAUUCCAUUGAAAUUCAUGAAAGUCUCAUUCAGAGACAAUUGAACAAGUCUCAGUCCUAAUUGGUAAUUUUGGGUGCGUAAUGAAAUUUUCAAUAGUUUUUCAAUCAGAAGUUAAUAGCUCUUUAAGAUAUUUAUGGAUUAUUUACACUUAUGUAUCACCCUGUUGAAUACCCUUGAACUGAGAACAAAUAUGUAAAAUUGUUUUGACAAAAAAUCAUUUUAUUUCUAGAACUCCUCAAAUUCGAAAUAUUCAAACCUCAUCUCUGCUAUCACUUUUCAUACAAGUCAUAGUUCGGUAAAAUAACCAAAACGUUCUAAACCUGUUCUCUGAACUUAUGAAUUACAACAGAGGUAACUGGCAUCUGUUCACUCUUUCUAAUCUGGAAAAGGUAGCAUGUAUCUUUGCCUUGAAAAUGAAUCAAAUGUAUUUUCUGGAUUUACAAAAUCCUCCAAGUCAUAACUUAAAGUGCGUCUAGCCCUGAGUAAACUUUUUUUUUCUCCGUUGAGAAAAUUGCCGAAAGAAUUUUUCUUAUUUUUCUUCCUCAAUUGAGUUGGUUUUCUCUUUUUUCUUCCUUGGUUAUAAACUCUAUUCUAGAAAAUAUGUUAAGAAUAGUCAUUGUUUGUAUAUAGUUCGUAAAAUAUUUCCUCCUCUUUAAACCGACCUUUUCAACAUUGUUAAUUGGUUACUUGAUUGUUUGUACCUUUUUUCAGGCUGUCUGCUUGACAUGUGCGUGAUUUGCUUUCAAUUAUGUAAAAGAUAAGAAUUACAAAAGCAAAAUAAACUAUUAAGGAAACAAAAUUUCAACUUGUGAUACAACGCAAUUGUCAGCAGACAAUUUAUUCUGCAAAUUUUGUUAUUUGAUAAUUAGUUUAUUGUACAUAAACUUCAAUUAUGAUAAUUUAUAAUAAAACUAUGUUUUAUUUCUUA
Molecule: messenger RNA, 7091 nt
Organism: Bemisia tabaci
Lineage: Eukaryota; Metazoa; Arthropoda; Insecta; Hemiptera; Aleyrodidae
Gene: trbd
Product: ubiquitin thioesterase trabid
Biological process (GO): protein K33-linked deubiquitination; cytoskeleton organization; positive regulation of Wnt signaling pathway
Cellular component (GO): cytoplasm; nucleus
Molecular function (GO): K63-linked polyubiquitin modification-dependent protein binding; cysteine-type deubiquitinase activity
Source: RefSeq, a predicted model, not a curated record